This is a messenger RNA of Pocillopora meandrina, 6653 nucleotides long. Lineage: Eukaryota; Metazoa; Cnidaria; Anthozoa; Scleractinia; Pocilloporidae. The record is from the annotation of a GenBank genome assembly.
AUGAAACCUGACUGGCAAAAGGGUCCACAGUUCCUGUUCUCACUGAGCUCAAUAUUAACCACGCAGUCGAUACCACGCACCAUGUUUGUUAAACGUGAUUGGUCCAUUGAGGUAAAAAACAAUGAAACACGUUUGUUCCUGCAGGUCAAUCAUCCCGACCACCUGCGAGACGCUUGCGACCUGGCUCGAGAUGUCAGAAGAAAAGCAAGAAGGACACACCUGCUAUGCACAUGCAUCAGCUACAGUGCUUCAUUUGACUAUGAAGCGAAUUUAUGGUGGCCACUACGGUACUCGAUGGUACUUCUUUCAACAGCCCAUUCCAACUUUCAAAGAAUUAAAAGAUGAAAUGAUCGGCAAGUUUGGGAAAGAAGCCUACAGUAUCACAAAAGCACUGGAUGAAAUGUGCAAGAAUUACCACUUGCGUUACAAGCCAGUUGACGUCAAAGGUGCCAUGGAAGCAGUCGCUUCAAGCCGACCAGUGAUUGCAACAUUUAAGCUUACCCGCAAAGAGUGGGAUAGGUUUAAAGAGUUCUUCAUAACUAACGGCAAAGGUAUUUUGACAAAGAAAGAGAUCGAUAUAACAGCCCGUCCAUCAAAUCCCAAAAGGUUUGGCCACGCAGUAGUAUUAACCAGUUUCAACAGCGAAUAUUUGAGACUGUUGGAUUCCAGGGGAUCCGACUGGGCGGACAACGGCUUCAUUAAAGUGCAGAACGCAGAUGUUCUUGGAUUUCAGUUUUAUGAUGUCUACUGGGAAAUUGAAGAUCUGAACGAAAAAGAAAAGACCUCUUUCAAGGAACUUGGAUCCAAGCGUGCCAAAUGGCUAAUGGAAACUUUGCCGAGUCUUCAGCGAGAUGAUUACACUGUGAAAUGUCCCAUAUGCCGAGUGGAUUCACCUGUCAAGGAUUUCACUGGAAAUUUGCUGCAAGCAAAGUGUCCUAAAUGCAAAAAGGCAUUUGAACUAAAAGAUGUCCCCAAAGGGAACAUUUUGGCUCUCAAUAUAUAUCUUAUUUCCUUAAGCAAAUAACUUUUAAGUCCUUAUGUAUCUCACGCUAAUUCAAGAGUAUUUAGACAUCUUAGCACGAGGAGAGGAUCUCCUCCAUGGCACAAAUAGGUAUAUUCAAGUAACGAAUCAAAAGUAGCCGACAUCUUAGCUGAUUGACGAGGGGUGUCCUAAAGAAAGAAGUUUUAGCACGAACCGAGGAAUCAGGUCUUAACUUCAGAUUUCGCAGAAAUUUAUGAAUAGUUCUUGAAAACUACAAAUAUCAAUAUAGGCUAAAAAGCAUAUGAUUAAGGGUAAUUAGAAAAAGAGGUUAGUUUUUGCAGAAUGAGAUACCCAAGGACGCUUUACCAAAUGAUGAGGACAUCUUGUAAUGAAAACCAUGCUCAAUUUAGUUUCAAUCUAGGUGAAAAUUUCUAUCUUUGAAAUUUUUGCGCAAUGAUUACGUCAAUUCUUGUGUGAAAAAUUCUACAAUUCACCAUUCAAAUAUUACAUUAAAACUUUUCAUUUGUUCUUACACUGUAGGUAUAACUAUGGAAUAUACUAUACACAUGUAGGUAUAACUUUUAUACCGGUUUUAGAUAACGGAAAGGCCGGUUUAGACGUGAGCGGGACAGCCCGAUUCCAAUAAUUUAAAUGAGACUGUUAACUUUUCAAUAAACACGUAAUGUACCGACUUAAGUUUACGAGAGUUGAGUAUUAGGUACUAAAGCUACUCGAAAUAUAAUUCUUAAGAAUUUAGCGAAAUUUCAAAAGCAGUUAACUGAGCCAGAUUCCUAGAAUGUCAAUCUAUACCGGAAUGACAAGUUAAUUGCCUUUUCAUCGUCUCUGUUUGAUAUUCGUCACCAUAGUUACCGCAUGAUUUUGUUUUCUUUUUAAGAGAACAUUGGUGUCAAAUAUCCCAAGGCGAACCUUCGCUGACAUUAUUAGCUACUAGGAGAAGCAAAAUUAGCAAAUCGCUUAUUCGAGCACAAAUGUUGUUGGCCUGGUUUUUCUUUAAGAUUUUCUUUAACCUACUACUAAAACUAAAAGAUAUCUAACUGAACGUAAUUGGAAAGAUAGGUUUCCAAAUUAAGCUGAAACUUAUUUUUUGGAUCCCAUGGCGCGAAUCACAUCGUUGAAGCCCUGAGGGCUGCGUCAUUCCUAGAAAAUAAAUUCAAUUUAGUUAACACAUCAGAAAUAAUUAGCUUUAGGUCCGUCCCCCUGACGCCAACUGUUCCGUUUUUCUUGUUGUUAUGUAAAAGACUAUGAACGCUAUUUUCUUGGCAAGUUUCAUACAAGUACGAGUUUAACUCCCGUAAAGAGUUCCUCACAAUUAUUUUUAUUUCUUGUCUUACUUCGAUUCCUACAGAUCCUCACCAGCGCGAAAAAAAUAACAGUAUUAAAACCAGAAAAGUCAUCUCGAACAUUCUUAAGACUGGAAAAUAUGCUAAUAAGAGAACUGUGCGGGCGCACUCCAAUACGGUUGAAUGAAGUAUAUCUGACAAGCCCAUUGUUGUCAUGUUACAAGCAGUUGGCUUGAGUUUCUUUAUCAGUCAUAGGAACUUACAGAACAUUAGAUAACUUGGAACGAGUAUUCAAAUUGAAAGUGUUUGAGUGCUUCUUCUGUCUCCUGCAGCCCUCUAACGACCAAUCCACGCUGUCAUUGUUUGUUUUCAUAUACAGUCUACCUCUCUGUAAUCUUUCAAAACUCUAAGGUAAGCCAUUAAUUGUUAUUCGCUCAGACGAAGAGCUUUCUUCAGUAACUUACCCCCUUUAUUGACUGUUAUACUACUCUGACUACUAAUUUCUUCCUUCAAACAAAUACAAUUACCCUGAAAGGAUAUGGGGUUAUUGGCUACGUGUUUUAACAUAUAAAACCGAAAUUUGAGUUGGUUUGUUUUGUGUGAAAUGUGGCGUGUAAUGGAAUAGUUCCAUUUAUUCUACGAAACAUUCGCUUUGUAGAAGUCGUCGAGAAAACUCGAAAAUCUCAAGGUGUUAUCGGUCUCACAAGAACUGCUACCGCUUGCUUCCAUAAAGCUAAAUUUAUGUUCUUGGCGAAAACUACAGCAGAAAAUCGAGGGAAAUCAAACACGCUUUGGUCUACUUCCGCCUAAGUUAACCUUACCCUGAAAGCGAAAGCAGAAGUAUAUUUACCUUCAAACAUGACAGAGUCCGACAAAAGGUUAUCAGAAAAACAUCAAACAGCUUGCUAAAGCAAAAAGGAUCAUAAAAACAAGUUCUUCCAGUCGAAAUCUUCGAUAAGUAGCAAAGAAAUCAAACAAAAGUAGAAAUUAUGAAUCUCUUGCUAAGCAUCCACCAAAUUUGCAAUAAUUUCCCUAGAAAUGGACAUACGCACGUUUCGUGCCUUCUACGAAUAAAACAUGUUCCAAAACAACACAUCGACCACUGUUAAUCCAUACGGACCGCUUUCUUCGGUUAGAUUGACAAGAUUACAGUGUGACCACUUUGACUACAUCACUCGGCCGAAAAGCAGCGAAACUGGUCGAAGUCCAUUAUAUGUCGCGUUCUAGUCGAGAUACGGAGUAUUUAGGGAAAUCGAAUACGCUUUAGUGCGCUUCUAUAUUGAUAGAAGUCAAAUUCAAAUGUAGACCUCAAAAGCGAAAGAAUCCUAACUUCUAACGUGCUCUUGUCUGACGAGCGGUUCUUGAACCGCACAACUCAGAUUUCUAGGCCAAAAGGCAUCAGAAAAGGAAAUUAUAGAGUGUAAAUACAUACAAAUUUUGGCAAUAGCGUACUUUGAGAAUCUUCGGCACGACAUCUUUAACACGACCCGAUGAAAAAAGGAUUCAAUCCACUUCCCAAGUCUUUGGAAGGGAGCUGAUAGUAGUAAUACAGGCUAAAACAUAAAUUCAUGCAGACAUAGCUAGUGACUCGCCAAAUGAUUACAUUUCCUCAGCAACCCGACCUCCAGUGCUGAGAAAAACAUCCGCUUUGAAACGCAGGGGAUUGAUUUUUAGCGACAAAAGGCUAGUAUAGAAAACCUCGAGGUGCUAUCGGUCUUACAAGAACUGCUAUUGCUUCCUUUUCAUGAAGUUUGAUUUAUGCUUUGUGUGAAUUUUAUCUUUCCGCAGUUAAAGUAAUGGCCAUUCGUAACAUAUGCCCGCUGGGCCUUCCGAGGAUUUUUUCCAUUUGCAAUUUAAUUAUAUUCCCGGAAAAAAAGGCGAUCAGGUGUUUCAAAUCAUACAUUCUAUGAACCCAGCUAAUUGAAAACCAGGACGAACUAGCAUGACGUCCGCAUGGUCCGCAUGGUUCUGCACAGACUAUGGUUUUGUACAAUGACUAUUAUUAACGUGGAAAAAAGAAAAAUAUUGAUCUACUGUCCCCUAUAAUAGAAUACUAAGCAGACACAGAUCCUGAUAAACAGUUUGUGAAAAAGACAGUGCGCCAGAAUUCGUUAAGUCGCUUAUAUAGUUACAAUUAAAGAAAAAAAAUAUUUCCAAGUUCGAUUCUAAGUAAUCUCAUACUAAAUCUCCGCGGGGUUGGUCAAUAAUCACGUGAUAGUGUAAUCAAUGCGAAAGUUUAGUUCACUGGUAUUUUUGUAAACCAGUAUGUCAAGCAGUUUCUUAUAAUUAUAAUUGCAGACAAAGGAAACAUGCCCGCAUUAAUUGGAAUCCUACUUGAUGUCUCCGGAUCCAUGGAGCGUAGCAUUGGAAGUGGUAUUGAUGAAGAUGGAGAACCGUGGGCUCGUUCGAUCUUUGAGGUCAUUGACAACCUUAUUAAAUACGAUGUUUCCACUGACAACCACGUUUUUGCUGUUGGCUUCGGGGCUAAAGAAGGUGAGAAAAUAUUCGACAUCCUAGGAACCCUUCAACGCAUUCACCUUCAUAACGAAGCUUUCGAAAGAAAUGACGAGCCCGUCACACCCAGCCACUUAAACGAAAUUUUUCAAAUACUGGAGAAGGCCGGUGCCCGUUACAUCCGCAAAUGGGCAGACGUGGAAGUCGCCAGAAAAGUAGUACCGGAUUACACAGCUGAUUUGUUACUAAGAAAAUGCAAGUCUGAUCAGUCAUUUGCACGUAAAUUCGUCAUUGAGUUUCUACCACCAGCUUGCCGCGAUUGGCAUACAGAGGAUAAUCCACUUCUAGGCCUCGUGGAAACAGUGGCUACUUCUGCCGUGACGACGUUUAAAAGGGCUACAACAGAAGACGUCAAAGAUGUAAUUGACAAGGCUGCACCACAUUUGAUGAAGAAAAGUGUAGGAGAAGAUUCCAUUUUCGAUGUGCGCAAAGCCUCAAAUAUUUUACAUGGAUGUUUCGAUAAGGAAGAACUCUCAAAGGAAAGGAGUCGAGAAUUAUUACGAAGAAUCGAGCCCUACAUCUAUGGUGGAACGCCUUUGUAUGAGUCAAUCGAAAGGGCCACAGUACUUAUGAGAACCAAUGAGGUUUCAUGUCAUAAAAAGGUCCUAUUUGUUCUUUCAGACGGAGAGCCUGGAGACGGAGCUAUUGAUGAUUUAGUGAAAAGAAACGAAGCCGUCUCAAAAUUGACGGAUGCCGAGGUGAACGUAGUGGGCUGCUUUGUCACUGACUCCACAACGAUUGAGCCCAGACGACUGUACAGUGAGAUGAAACCUGACUGGCAUGAGGGUGCACAGUUCCUGUUCUCACUGAGCUCAAUAUUAACCACGCAGUCGAUACCACGCACCAUGUUUGUUAACCGUAAAUGGUCCAUUGAUUUUGAAAACAAUGAAACACGUUUGUUCCUGCAGGUCAAUCAUCCUGACCACUUAGGAGACGCUUGCAGCCUCGCUCGAAACGUCGUCUGUUAUCAGGAGGUGUUGUCCAAUUUGCUUGCAGACGUCGACCUCGAUGUGUACAUAAACAAGUCAGUAAGAGAUUAUGAAGCACAAGCAGAGCAAGAAGGACACACCUGCUAUGCACAUGCAUCUGCUACAGUGCUUCAUUUGACUAUGAAGCGAAUUUAUGGUGGCCACUUCCAACAACAGCCCAUUCCAACUUUCAAAGAUUUAAAAGAUGAAAUGAUCGGCAAGUUUAAGGAAGAUGCCUACAGUAUCACAAAAGUACUGGAUGAAAUGUGCAAGAAGUACCUCUUGCGUUACGAGCAAGUUGGCGUCAAAGGUGCCAUGGAAGCAGUCGCUUCAAGCCGACCAGUGAUUGCGACAUUUAAGCUUACCCGCAAAGAGUGGGAUAGGUUUAAAGAGUUCUUCAUAACUAACGGCAAAGGUAUUUUGACAAAGAAAGAGAUCGAUAUAACAGCCCGUCCAUCAAAUCCCCAAAGGUCUGGCCACUCAGUAGUAUUAACCAGUUUCAACAGCGAAUAUUUGCGACUGUUGGAUUCCAGGGGAUCCGACUGGGCAGACAACGGCUUCAUUAAAGUGCAGAACGCAGAUGUUCUUGGAUUUAAGUUUUAUGAUGUUUACUGGGAUAUUGAAGGUCUGAACGGAGAAGAACAGACCUCUUUCAAGGAACUUGAAUCCAAGCGUGCCAAAUGGCUAAUAGAAACUUUGCCGAGUCUUCAGCGAGAUGAUUACACCGUGAGAUGUCCCAGAUGCCAAGUGGAUUCACCGGUCAAGGAUUUCACUGGAAAUUUGCAGGAAGCAAAGUGUCUUAAAUGCAAAAAAGCAUUUAAACUAAAUGAGGUCUCCGAAGGGAACAUUUUGGCUCUCAAUAUAUAUCUUACUUCCUUAAACAAAUAA